GUGGGCUUCCAAGUGUUCGUUAUGUCGGGUCGUGGGAAAGGGGGGAAGGGUCUCGGAAAGGGGGGCGCCAAACGCCACCGCAAGGUCCUGCGCGAUAAUAUCCAGGGCAUCACCAAGCCCGCCAUUCGGCGUCUGGCCCGGCGUGGUGGCGUCAAGCGCAUCUCCGGCCUUAUCUAUGAGGAGACCCGCGGGGUGCUGAAGGUGUUCCUGGAGAACGUGAUUCGGGACGCUGUUACUUACACCGAGCACGCCAAGCGCAAGACUGUCACCGCCAUGGACGUGGUCUACGCGCUCAAGCGCCAGGGACGCACCCUUUAUGGUUUUGGCGGCUGAGUGUUUAGUUUUGUGUCUGUUCCUUUAACAAAAGGCCCUUUUCAGGGCUUC
Molecule: messenger RNA, 384 nt
Organism: Balaenoptera musculus (blue whale)
Lineage: Eukaryota; Metazoa; Chordata; Mammalia; Artiodactyla; Balaenopteridae
Product: histone H4
Exons: 1
Coding region: 22-333 (103 amino acids)
Biological process (GO): nucleosome assembly
Cellular component (GO): nucleosome
Molecular function (GO): DNA binding; structural constituent of chromatin; protein heterodimerization activity
Source: RefSeq, a predicted model, not a curated record